UGCAGGGACUUUAUCUGCUCUCUUGGUAAAGAGAUAAUGCGUCAUCCCGUACGGUUCUCCGUUCAGUAGCGCGUCAAAAUAAUCCAUUACACAAUAAGACGCAAUCAAGAGUAUUCCCGCGGCAUCUUUAUAAGGCUCAGACGAGCAAGACAUAAAAAACAGCCGAGGCUUUAUUCUCAAGCAAAUUCAUGCGAUUUGACUUUUGGGAACGUGUGUGUGUGUGUGUCAAUAAAAACGCGAUUUAAAUCGGACAUUUACUCGUAAAAAGAAAAGUGACACUUUCUAUCUCAGGAACCAUCAUCAAUCUCGGCCGAUCCGAAAAUAAGGACAUUGAGAAAUGACCAUUACGUGUCAUGCCAAUCUUACCGCCUCGUAAUCUGCCAUUGUCUCCACCGGGUAAGCCUGUGUCAAGUAAAAAUAACAACAAGAAUACAACUUCAACACCUCCGCGGAAAAUAGUCGGAAUCGGAUCACCUUCCACUCCAUCAUCACCAUCUAGAGCUCGUGGAAAUGAAGCAGGUUCAUCAUCCUCGCCAUAUGUUCAUUCUUCACUAGGAACAGCAGCUGCAGAUCUUUCUACUUCAUCCAUCUCAUCAUCAACAUCAGGACAAUUGACACGAGAAGAAGAAACAACUUUUCAUCGAAGAUUACGAACAUUACUUUGGGAUCAUCGAACAGCAAGAGAUAAUUGGGAUGAUAUUGUGAGCAUACAGGGUGCAAAAAGUGUAGCAUCCGUUGCUAGACUUGCACAACGACUGGAUGAGCUGGUCAAAGCGAACGAUGAUCAGAAGGAAUUACCAGAAGGUUAUGACUCACUACCCGAACCUCUUCGAAUCACAAAAGCAGAACUUCAAGCCAGAAGGGCGGAUGAAUUGGCAAAAACGUUGAAAAGCUUGAAAGAAGAGCAAAGUACAUUGGAAGCAAUUCUACCAAAGAUCAAUAAAGCUCUAGCCAAACUGCAAACCCUUAAUGAAGCAGCUGAGACUUUAUUGAUCGAAGCUACACGCACAAAGGGUGAUCUAUUCGCAUUCGAACAAGAAGCAUGGCUUACGUGGCCAAUAUCGCGAUUUGUGAGCAUCAUUCAGGAAUACACUGUCAGAUAUUCUAUCCAAACAGAUCAUCUGCAAACGAUUGUAGAUAUCUUGUUCGAUCAAGGAUGCGUUACUGGACGAUCAGCCAGCAUUCAGGAUGAUGAUCAACAAAAAGAGAAGAAAGAAGGCGUUCGAGGUGACGAUAAUGAGGAAGAUGAAGAAGAAGAGGAAAAUGAAGACACUCAAGAAUCCCCUGCUUCCAAGAAGGCCAGGAAGCUGAGAGCAUUGAUACGACAACGGAUUAUGGAAGAAUGGCAGGCCUUGCCCCAUUUACGCGACGAACAUAAUCCAGACCCGAUGUGGUUCGAAGAUGUAUGCUCGGCAGAAGUAGGAAGGUGGGAUGAACGCUAA
Meira miltonrushii is the source of this 1442-nucleotide messenger RNA. RefSeq lists its product as uncharacterized. The record is from RefSeq and is a predicted model, not a curated record. Bases 354 to 1442 code for a protein of 362 amino acids. Lineage: Eukaryota; Fungi; Basidiomycota; Exobasidiomycetes; Exobasidiales; Brachybasidiaceae. The transcript has a single exon.